AUGCCAGCACCAAUCCAAACCUCAAGCUACACAAUCCGCUACGCCACUCAGUCCGACGUCCCCACCGUCCUGGCCCUUCUCCGCGAGCUCGCCGAGCAUGAACGCCAGCUCUCGUCAUGCCGCACCACAGAGGAGAUGCUCAUAAAGACCCUCGCCUUUCCUAGCUUUCCUGACCAAGAACAACCAUCCCUCCCAGUCGACGCCUCAUCAGCAACAGCCGCCCAAGCAACAGAGUUCACCAAAGGCUACGCCCGGGCUCUCCUAGUUUCACCCACCCCUAAAUACUCUCAGACUGUCCCAGUCAUAGGCCUAGCGGUCUACCAUCCGGCCUAUUCAACUUGGACAGGUCCAGGAAUCUACAUCGAAGACAUGAUCAUCACAGCCUCCCACCGACGCCAGGGGCACGGUCGGGCACUGAUGUCAGCGCUCGCGCGAGAGGUCGAGGAGGUAGCUUACGGUGGCAUGGGCAGGCUGAGCUGGAAGACACUGCGGCAUGAGUGGAAUCAGGGAACGAGGGAUUUCUUUGUGAAGACGAUCGGAGCAUUGGAGACAAAAGACUACGUGGAGGGCAAGGUCGAUGGAGAGGACCUCGUGGGGCUGGCCGAGAGAGGUUGA
Cyphellophora attinorum is the source of this 615-nucleotide messenger RNA. RefSeq names its product L-ornithine N5-acetyltransferase NATA1. The record is from RefSeq and is a predicted model, not a curated record. Gene Ontology annotation, molecular function: N-acetyltransferase activity. Bases 1 to 615 code for a protein of 204 amino acids. The transcript has a single exon. NCBI's taxonomy places the organism in Eukaryota, Fungi, Ascomycota, Eurotiomycetes, Chaetothyriales, Cyphellophoraceae. Gene Ontology annotation, biological process: protein acetylation.